CAGCUUCACCAGUUGCAAUCUGUUUAGUGACUAUAAAACCAUCACGCGAAAUUAAGGCUUCCUCAGCUCGGUUUAUGAUUGGCUUCUGUCUAAUCCUUCAGCAGCUAGUAGUGGACGCCUACUUUCUGAAUCCGAUCUGUGGUGUAUCUUAUGAAUCCUAUAUGGGCACUAGGAUCACGAACGGUAAACAAGCUGUAAUAAGAUCGGCUCCGUUCAAGGCAUAUUUUUUCAACAGCUCCAAAAUACAUUGUAGUGGAUCGAUCAUCAACUCAAGAUACAUACUAACUGCCGCGCACUGCAUUGAGCACCAUUUAAUGGUGCGACUGGGAGAACACGAUAUAAGAACGGAUCCCGACUGCCAGGGGCAUAAUUGCUCUCCACGUUUUGAGGAGUAUGGCAUUGAUGUCGCAGCAAAGCACGGAUUCUACAAUAACGACUCCCUGCUCCACGACAUAGGACUGGUCAAAGUAAACCGAACAAUCAAUUUCAAUAUUCAUAUUCAGCCCAUUUGCCUGGGGCUUAAUCCGGCCAGUGUGCCCAAUGUCGAUGAAUAUAAGGCUUUCGGGUGGGGCCAAACUGCGAAGCAUCAGUAUUCCACUGUACUUCAGACCACAGUACUUGCGCGGUAUAAUACAAGUUACUGCAGUGAAAACCUUGGAGUGACAGUCACCCAGAACCAGAUUUGCGCUGGUUACGACGAACAGGACACCUGCUCCGGCCACUCCGGUGGACCUCUCGUGACCAAGGCGUUCAACGCCGAAAGAUUUUCAGUAUUUCAGUAUGUAGGCGUUGUUCCGAUCGCAAUGAACAGCUCAUUAAGUGCUAUCGCAGUGCUCGCCAGCCUGCUUUUUAUCUGUUCCAACUCCGGAUCCGCAAGUUGGCUAAACAAUGACUGCGGAAGCGAAUACCAGGGAGCCGUGGGUCCCUGGACAGCUCUAUUGCAGGAAAACGGCCAACUCUUUUGUGCCGGAACACUGAUCACUAAAUUUUUUAUAUUAACUGCUGCGAACUGCAUUAAAACUAAAGGCGUCGUAAAAGUUCGCUUGGGGGAGUUCGGAAGAAGCCCAGGUGAACUGGCGGAAGAUCAUUUAGUACACUUAUCUCUCAGGUAUCGAUACUAUAACAACGAAUCGUAUUCCAAUGACAUUGGCUUGCUAAAACUGACCAAGGAAGUGCAGUUUAAAUCAUACAUAAAGCCGAUCUGCAUUAACGUGGAUCCAAAUCCGCAGCAACAGGUGAAUGAAUUCAUUGGAACUGCCUGGCGGGGAAUGAAUGUGGAUGGCAUGUACAGGACUACGGAUCUUGGGCCCAUAAGCAUUCAACGUAAGCCUCGGUUCUGCGACGGACUCGACUUAUACACCCAGUUCUGUGCUGGAAGCUCGGACAAUUGGCAGUCAUGCGAUGGUCUCUCUGGCUCAGCACUGACCCAACUCCUUAGACAUCGAAAUGAAAAUAGGUUUGUUCAGUUCGGCAUCUCGACUUUGAGCGAAAUGGAUUGUCAGGGGGCACAGGGUUACACCGACGUAAUGCAAUUUUACUGGUGGAUUCAGGAUGUGGUCGCACUGUUCGAAGGCGCUUCCUACACGCCCAAAAAAAGCUUUGCUGCAAGUGCAAAAAGUAAAAGGAUUUAUCCGAAAUGAUUACUUACUUAAAUUAAACGAAAACUUAAUAAA
This is a messenger RNA of Drosophila suzukii, 1673 nucleotides long. The record is from RefSeq and is a predicted model, not a curated record. Lineage: Eukaryota; Metazoa; Arthropoda; Insecta; Diptera; Drosophilidae.